GGAAGUGCCGUCCCCGCGCCCCCUCCCCCAGCCACGCCGCCGCGCGCUCUCCCUCCUCCUCCCCACGCCCGGCCGGCGAGACGGCGGCGGAGUCGCGACGGAGGCCCCGGCGGGCAGGCGGGCGGCCGCGGGCUGUGAAGAAGAAACAGAGGCCGACCCACAGGGAUCCCCCAUUGUGGCAGUAACGGAAGCCCCCAUAAGGAGUCCAGUGAUGCUGCCCAGGCUGUGAACAGGAAAGGCGGCGUUGUGGGGGCUGCCGGCAGCCGGGGCUCAGGAGAGACAUGUGGACACGUGGCCUCUAUGGCUCCCGCCUGCCAGAUCCUCCGCUGGGCCCUCGCCCUGGGGCUGGGCCUCACAUUCGAGGUGACACGUGCCUUCCAGUCUCAAGAUGAGUUCCUGUCCAGUCUGGAGAACUAUGAGAUCGCCUUCCCCACCCGAGUGGAUGACAAUGGAGCACUGCUGGCCUUCUCACCCCCUGCCCCCAGGAGGCAGCGUCGGGGCACAGGGCCUGCAGCAGAGUCCCGCCUCUUCUACAAGGUGGCCGCACCCAGCACUCACUUCCUGCUGAACCUGACGCGCAGCUCCCGCCUUCUGGCAGGGCACGUCUCUGUGGAGUACUGGACACGGGAGGGUCUGGCUUGGCAGAGGGCUGCCCGGCCGCACUGCCUCUACGCCGGCCACCUGCAGGGCCAGGCUGGCAGCUCUCAUGUGGCCAUCAGCACCUGUGGGGGCCUGCAUGGCCUGAUUGUGGCAGAUGAGGAGGAAUACUUGAUUGAGCCCCUGCAAAGUGGACCCAAGAGGGGCCAGGGCCCAGAGGAGAGUGGCCCCCACGUGGUGUACAAGCGUUCCUCCCUGCGUCACCCCCAUCUGGACACAGCCUGUGGAGUGAGAGAUGAGAAACCAUGGAAGGGGCGGCCGUGGUGGCUGCGCACCCUGAAGCCACCACCUGCCCGGCCGCUGAGCAAUGAAACAGAGCGCAGCCAGCUGGGCCUGAAGCGUUCAGUCAGCCGAGAGCGCUACGUGGAAACCCUGGUGGUGGCCGACAAGAUGAUGGUGGCGUACCACGGGCGCCGAGAUGUGGAACAGUACGUGCUGGCCAUCAUGAACAUUGUUGCCAAACUUUUCCAAGACUCGAGUCUGGGAAACAUCAUUAACAUCCUGGUAACUCGGCUCAUCCUGCUCACAGAAGACCAGCCUACUUUGGAGAUCACCCACCAUGCCGGGAAGUCACUGGACAGCUUCUGUAAGUGGCAGAAAUCCAUCGUGAACCGCAGCGGCCAUGGCAACGCCAUUCCGGAGAACGGUGUGGCCAACCAUGACACAGCGGUGCUCAUCACGCGCUAUGACAUCUGCAUCUACAAGAACAAACCCUGUGGCACACUAGGCCUGGCCCCUGUGGGAGGGAUGUGUGAGCGAGAAAGAAGUUGCAGCAUCAAUGAGGACAUUGGCCUGGCCACAGCGUUCACCAUUGCCCAUGAGAUCGGACACACGUUUGGCAUGAACCACGACGGCGUGGGGAACAGCUGUGGGGCCCGGGGCCAGGACCCAGCGAAGCUCAUGGCCGCCCACAUCACCAUGAAGACCAACCCAUUUGUGUGGUCAUCCUGCAGCCGCGACUACAUCACCAGCUUUCUGGACUCAGGCCUGGGGCUCUGCCUGAACAACCGGCCCCUCAGACAGGACUUCGUGUACCCAACCGUGGCACCUGGCCAGGCCUACGACGCGGACGAGCAGUGCCGCUUCCAACAUGGAGUCAAAUCGCGUCAGUGUAAAUACGGGGAGGUCUGCAGUGAGCUGUGGUGUCUAAGCAAGAGCAACCGGUGCAUCACCAACAGCAUCCCCGCCGCGGAGGGCACACUGUGCCAGACACACACCAUCGACAAGGGGUGGUGCUACAAGCGGGUGUGCGUCCCCUUCGGGUCACGGCCUGAGGGCGUGGAUGGGGCCUGGGGCCCAUGGACCCCAUGGGGCGACUGCAGCCGGACUUGUGGGGGUGGCGUGUCCUCCUCCAGCCGUCACUGCGACAGCCCCAGGCCCACCAUCGGGGGCAAGUACUGCCUGGGCGAGAGACGACGGCAUCGCUCUUGCAACACGGAUGACUGUCCCCCUGGCUCCCAGGACUUCAGGGAAGUGCAGUGCUCUGAAUUUGACAGCAUCCCUUUCCGUGGAAAAUUCUAUACAUGGAAAACAUACCGAGGAGGGGGCGUGAAGGCCUGCUCACUCACCUGCCUGGCAGAAGGUUUCAACUUCUACACGGAGAGGGCGGCAGCCGUGGUGGACGGGACACCCUGUCGCCCUGACACAGUGGACAUUUGUGUCAGUGGCGAGUGCAAGCACGUGGGCUGUGACCGGGUCCUGGGCUCGGACCUGCGGGAGGACAAGUGCCGAGUGUGUGGGGGUGACGGCAGUGCCUGCGAAACCAUCGAGGGCGUCUUCAGCCCAGCCUCACCAGGGGCCGGGUAUGAGGAAGUCGUCUGGAUCCCCAAGGGCUCCAUCCACAUUUUCAUCCAGGACCUGAACCUCUCCCUCAGUCACCUAGCCCUAAAGGGAGACCAGGAGUCCCUGCUGCUGGAGGGGAUGCCCGGGACUCCUCAGCCACACCGCCUGUCCCUGGCUGGGACCACCUUUCAGCUGCGACCAGGCCCAAAUCAGACACAGAGCCUAGAAGCCCUGGGACCCAUUAAUGCAUCUCUCAUUGUCAUGGUGCUGGCCCACACAGAGCUGCCUGCCCUCCGCUACCGAUUCAACGCGCCCAUUACCCGCGAUGCACUGCCCCCCUACUCCUGGCACUACGCACCUUGGACUAAGUGCUCUGCCCAGUGUGCUGGAGGCAGCCAGGUGCAGGCCGUGGAAUGCCGCAAUCAGCUGGACAGCUCAGCCGUGGCCCCCCACCAUUGCAGUGCCCACAGCAAGCUCCCCAAGAGACAGCGUGCUUGCAACACAGAGCCCUGUCCACCUGACUGGGUUGUGGGAAACUGGUCACACUGCAGCCGCAGCUGUGAUGCGGGCGUGCGCAGCCGCUCUGUUGUGUGUCUGCGCCGCAUGUCGGCUGCGGAGGAGAAGACGCUGGAUGAUAAUGCAUGCCCACAGCCACGCCCACCCAUCCUGGAGGCCUGCCAUGGCCCUGCCUGCCCGCCGGAGUGGACCGCCCUUGACUGGUCGGAGUGCACCCCCAGCUGCGGGCCGGGCCUCCGCCACCGUGUAGUCCUUUGCAAGAGUGCAGACCACCGCGCAACACUGCCCCUCGCCCACUGCUUGCCUUCAGCCAAGCCACCAACCACCAUGCGCUGCAACUUGCGGCGCUGCCCCCCUCCUCGCUGGGUGGCAGGAGAGUGGGGCGAGUGCUCCGUGCAGUGCGGCCUCGGGCAGCAACAGCGCUUGGUGCGCUGCUCCAGCUACACCGGCCAACCAUCACGGGAGUGUACCGAGGCCCUGAGGCCACCUACCAUGCAACAGUGUGAGGCCAAGUGCGACAGCACACCCCCUGGGGACAGUCCUGAAGAGUGCAAAGAUGUGAACAAGGUCGCCUACUGCCCCCUAGUGCUCAAAUUUCAGUUCUGCAGCCGAGCCUACUUCCGCCAGAUGUGCUGCAAAACCUGUCAUGGCCGCUAGGGGGCGCGCGGACCCCUGAGGCACAACUGAGCGCCGGCUUGGGAGGGGGUCCGGGGCGGGUCGCAGCUGGCCAACCUGAAGGAGUACGAGGGCAGGAGCUGGAAAUGAAGGGUUGAGAUGGAGCCGGAAGUUAUUUAUUGGAAACCCCUGCAAAGCCCCAGGCUGGAAAAUAGAAUGGGGCUGACCAUCCCCAGGGCCCCUCCUCAGCCCCUUUCCCGCUUCACAGUGAGACCCCCUCCAGGGUGGGUUGGAGGAGGGAACAACUGUUUGACUUAGCACCCUUUUCACCCACCCCUAGGGAGUCCCCAAAGCUCCUCCAUCUUUGAUCGGAAUACAUACUGUGAAGAGUGGGGAUGGGAAAGGGAGUCAGCCUGUGCCCUGACCCCCAGCACUGGCCUAUCCCUUCACUCUGGGCUGGAGGGGGUCUGUCCUCCAUGGGGGAAAGGAUUAGCACCACUUCCCUGAUACCCUUCUCCUGACCACACCAGCUACAGGGGUGGGUUAGAGGUGGGAAGGCCACUCCGACCUUUGCCUGUCCCAGGGGACCCAAUAUCCAGGCAGCCCCGUCCUGGUGCUGCAGGCCCUGCCCUGGGGCCCGCACACCCCUUGCCAGGAAGUGCUACAUCAAUAAAGCUCUGUCUUGUGUAGAUUUCC
Molecule: messenger RNA, 4266 nt
Organism: Phyllostomus discolor (pale spear-nosed bat)
Lineage: Eukaryota; Metazoa; Chordata; Mammalia; Chiroptera; Phyllostomidae
Gene: ADAMTS10
Product: ADAM metallopeptidase with thrombospondin type 1 motif 10
Exons: 26
Coding region: 301-3612 (1103 amino acids)
Biological process (GO): extracellular matrix organization; proteolysis
Cellular component (GO): extracellular matrix
Molecular function (GO): metalloendopeptidase activity
Source: RefSeq, a predicted model, not a curated record